AUGGUGGACCAGUCACACCCGGCGCCGGAUAAUAUUAUCCAAGCAGACGAGCAAUGGGACAACGCGAGCGUUGAUGACGAGGGCGCUGAGGUGGCGAGUUCCGGAAGUUCCUUGACUUCGAUCACGUCCUCGGUGCUCCGAGGCAAGGUCGAGGAUGGGCGGGUGUAUGCCGUGUACGGCAAAGAAGACAUGUGCCACGCCAAGUACUAUGCCUUGCUCGAGAAGAGUCGCUUUAUCGCCCCGAUUGGAGAGAACCCCCAGAGGAUUUUAGAUCUGGGCUGCGGAACAGGGUGUGACGACAACACGCUACCCAAGGACAGCGCCCUCCAGAAGUUUUCGGACGCCAUGUUUGAGAGCACGAAGGUUUUCGGCACACCCAUCGACGAUCCGACACGGUGGAAGGGCUGGUUCGAGGACCGCGGCUUCGAGGAUGUCACCGAGGUCGUCUACAAGAUGCCGUGCAGCCCGUGGCCCAAGGACCAGCGGCUCAAGCUCAUCGGCGCGUUUGAGAUGGAGAACUUGCUGUACGGCCUGAGCGGGAUGGUGACGAGGGUGUUUGGGAAGGGGCUCAAUUGGUCGCCGGAGCAGGUGCAGGUGUUCCUGGUGGAUGUGAGGAAGGAGAUCAAGAGCCGGAACUUGCAUGUUUAUUGGCCCUAG
Messenger RNA from Chaetomium globosum CBS 148.51, 657 nucleotides. RefSeq lists its product as uncharacterized. NCBI's taxonomy places the organism in Eukaryota, Fungi, Ascomycota, Sordariomycetes, Sordariales, Chaetomiaceae. The coding region runs from base 1 to 657 and encodes 218 amino acids. The transcript is spliced from 5 exons. The record is from RefSeq and is a predicted model, not a curated record.